UUGUAUUAAGAAAAUGUGUUACACGUAUGUUUCCCAGAAACUUACAAAAAGAAUGUUCACCAAUAAGCAAUGGAGAUGAUAGCAGCAAAAGUUUAUGUGAAAAUUUCUUCAACAACGAAGGUCUACAAGAAAAUUUUUCUGAUAUCAAAAGCUUGCUAGAGAAUUUUUCUGAUAGAAAUCAGCAUAUCAAUGAUAAUCUUGAAUGCAGUUUGUCUAUGACUUCAGAUACAUCUAGUAAUAAUGGCCAGGCAACAGAUACAGAAAAAUUCAAACAAGUUAUAGCAGAUAGCAGAAUUGAUUUUCAGCCACUAUCCGGAGAAUACGGCCCGUAUUUUAAAAAUUUUAUGAGAUACGGAGAAUUAUGGUUAAGUGAAAUGACCAACUUGAUUGAUCCACUUACCGUUAUUGGGCUAGUUACGGUUUGGCUCUAUAAUACACCUAAGCCACCCGAUUAUCAAUUUAAUGCCGGUGGAAAAUCAGGGACUGCAAACUGCGACAUCAUCACCCAAGUAAAUACACUCAACCUCCAAC
This is a messenger RNA of Racocetra fulgida, 531 nucleotides long. NCBI's taxonomy places the organism in Eukaryota, Fungi, Glomeromycota, Glomeromycetes, Diversisporales, Gigasporaceae. The record is from the annotation of a GenBank genome assembly.